GUGUGCACAGCCCCUGGCAGAUCCUCUCUUUCGUUUUCAUUUCCCGGAAGGAUUCUUAAAAUUGCAGCGAUUCGCAUAAGAAAGACAAACUCUGCUGUGCAAAACUACGACUUUACACGACACCAAAUGCUGUGUUUGGAGUAUAAAUCGAUCAGCUAUUGAUACAGUAAUCCGGUAUUAAUAUUGUAGCGAAUAUUAAGAAGGGUUUGUCAAGUAUUGAAAGCUACAGAACAUGAGUGACGCCUCCUCACCGCCACCUUUGAUAAAGCAGAGCUGUAAUGGGACCAAACCCCAAGUUUGCUCUCUGAUUAUGCACGACCCACAAAAUGAACCUUCAUCCGGGUAUGAUACAGUGCCUGAUGAACUCUGCAAGCUACCUGGAAGACUGCGGAUCAAUCCAUCCUUGUGGAAUAAGGAGGACGUGAAUCUCUGGCUGCGUUGGGCUCAGAGGGAAUAUUCUCUGCGACGUGCAGACCACAACAAAUUUGAGAUGAACGGAAAGGCACUUUGUCUUCUCACCAAAGAGGACUUCCGUCUUCGCUGUCCCAGCUCUGGUGACGUUCUGUAUGAACUCCUUCAGCAUGUGAAGCAGCAGAGGAGAUGUGCCAUCUUCAGUCCGCUGUCCAGCUCCAACACACAGUCACAACAGAUGCCCGUCUCACACGGGACGACAGGUCCUUAUGUUCCCUCUAACAGAAGUGUUCCUGUUUGUCCCGCGAAUCCAAAUUCCUGGGUGUUAACAUCUAGCUGCAACACAGAUCAGAGCCAGGAGAGGAAACCUUUUUCUGCUGACCCUGAGCAUUCACAUGCCAUGCACAGAGAGCUUUCUCAUCAUUCUCCUGAGGAAAAAAAUCAACAAACGUCUCCAGAAAAAAACAGACAGCCUUUAAAUGUUAACUCUAGAGAGGAGCCUCUCAACCUGUCCAAUAAACCUACAGGACCUGCAAACACCACACAAACCUCUGAGGCUAAUGGAAAGAUUGCAGACUGCAAACUCUUAUGGAACUAUGUGUACCAGCUGCUGUCGGACAGCAGGUAUGAGGCCUUCAUACGCUGGGAGGAUCCAGACGCCAUGAUCUUCAGAGUGGUGGAUUCCAACGGACUGGCACGACUCUGGGGCAACCACAAGAACAGGGCCAAUAUGACCUAUGAGAAAAUGUCCAGAGCAUUACGCCAUUACUACAAGCUCAACAUUAUCAAGAAAGAGACAGGCCAGAGGCUGCUCUUCCGGUUUCUGAAGACCCCUGAAGAAAUCAUGCAAGGCAGGUCAGAGCGUGGAGAACCCUCAGGGUCUCCCGAUAGUCCUGCGUCUCCAGACUACAGAGAAGAAGCUCUGGAAGUAUCACCUGUAUCGACUCCUGCUACCAUGAGCCCCGGCUCUGAACACAACUUCAGCAUAUCACCAACCCCAUAACAUUCACUCCCACAUUCGGAUCCAGGACCAGCUUUAGUAGUGAAUUAACCUGACUUUUUAGAUUGGGAAACCCAGAGCUGAUCUUCUGUCAGAGUGAACGUCCCAUGCAGCUCAAUGUGAAAAGCCAACAGCAGCAUCAGAGAUGGCUGAUAUCCUAGAAGUACCACAAGACUCAGUAAUAUUUUAGGAGACACUCAGUUUAAAAGCCACACCACAUGAUUUUGACUGAGGGUAGUAGUGUGCAGUAGUUUUCUGUUAGUAUGUGUUAAAAGCUGAAUGACACUAAUUUGACACAACAAUACUGAUUUAUUCUCAUAGUUGGUGAUUGGAGUUGAUAGGAAAUUUUCUCUCAGGUUGUAAAACUGUGCAAUGUUAUUUUUACAGAUUUAUGAACUGUACUGCAUUAUACUAUACUAUAUAACAUCAUUACAUUGUUGAUUUUUACCAUUAAUCGAAUAAUCUUCAGAAUGAAAUAUGUGGAUUUAUUAA
Messenger RNA from Carassius carassius (crucian carp), 1903 nucleotides. RefSeq names its product transcription factor ETV6-like. The record is from RefSeq and is a predicted model, not a curated record. Gene Ontology annotation, cellular component: nucleus. Lineage: Eukaryota; Metazoa; Chordata; Actinopteri; Cypriniformes; Cyprinidae. Gene Ontology annotation, biological process: regulation of transcription by RNA polymerase II; cell differentiation. The coding region runs from base 233 to 1414 and encodes 393 amino acids. The transcript has 9 exons. Gene Ontology annotation, molecular function: sequence-specific DNA binding; DNA-binding transcription factor activity, RNA polymerase II-specific.